This is a messenger RNA of Striga hermonthica, 522 nucleotides long. The record is from the annotation of a GenBank genome assembly. Lineage: Eukaryota; Viridiplantae; Streptophyta; Magnoliopsida; Lamiales; Orobanchaceae.
AUGUCCAACUUUCUAGAAGCUCGGGCGGAGGAAGUCGUCCCGGGAGGGCUGCUCAUGCUCAUUCUCCCGGCUCGACCAAAUGGGGUCCCGCACUCUCGACUCGUUCAGAACGUCUUGGUUGAUGUGGUGGAGGACUGCCUAAUGGAUCUGGCUAGAAAGGGAAUAAUUGAUAAAGAGAAGGUGGAUAAGUUCAACUGUCCAAUGUACUUUACGUCUGCACAGGAAUUGGAAGAGACUGUGAAGCUCAAUGGAUUUUUCCGUAUAGAGAGGAUGGAAGGUUUGCCCCGUGUCAAUAGUUUUCGUCUUUUUGGAAUAAGCUCCCAACAGGUGUCCCUCAACUUUAGAGCCGCAUUCGAGCACCUAAUAGUCACUCAGUUUGGACAAGAAAUCUCUGAUCAAAUUUUCGAUACUCUUUUCACCCGUAAACUUAUCAAAAUGCUGUUCCGUUUACUCUCCGCGUCAUCGCUUUACUUGUUUGUGCUUCUCAAACGCAAGCAUGAUGAAGAUGAUGAUAUUCUAUAA